GCUUAUCUCAACAACACACCUCAUACAAAAUCUUCAGUUCUAAACUCCACACAUUCUUCACAUAUCAACAUCACUUUCCAUAUUUGUAUCACAAUGGAGAGAGUGAAUAAGAUGGUUUCAGAGAGGCCAGUGGUGAUAUUCAGCAAGAGUUCAUGCUGCAUGAGUCAUACCAUAAAGACACUUUUUUGUGACUUUGGUGUGAAUCCAGCAGUUUAUGAACUUGAUGAGAUAUCAAGAGGAAGAGAGAUUGAGCAAGCACUUUCAAGACUUGGUUCUUCUCCAUCUGUUCCAACUGUUUUCAUUGGUGGUGAACUUGUUGGUGGAGCCAAUCAAGUAAUGAGUCUUCAUCUUAACCGCACUUUGAUUCCAAUGCUUAAAAAAGCUGGAGCUCUUUGGGUUUAGUCUCAUUAACAUAUCACGCACACAUACUCACUGAAUAAAUUAAUUACCAAUUUUGGUUAUGUGGUAAUUGUGAGUUUAUAUAUAUAGGAUGAGUUAAUAUUAGAGCUUAUGGCACGAGGUAAUAAUAAGUUUAACUUAAUUGAUAGGCUUGGGGUGCUAUUUAAGGACAAGAAUCUUAUCCUCUGCAUUAAUCAAUAGCGGAUCAAGAGUUUUAGUUUUGGUUCUUGGAUUGAUUCGUGGCCUUUUUGGUACAUCUUUUGAGAAUUUCUGAUCUUUUGAUGGUGGUUCAUGUGAGGUUGAAUCUGUCUUAUUUUCUUAUUGAGAUGUUGUUUUAGUUUUUUUGAAUUUGAUCUCUCAAUCAUUUUGUUGCUUCGUUUCAA
Molecule: messenger RNA, 782 nt
Organism: Vicia villosa (hairy vetch)
Lineage: Eukaryota; Viridiplantae; Streptophyta; Magnoliopsida; Fabales; Fabaceae
Product: monothiol glutaredoxin-S2-like
Exons: 1
Coding region: 94-402 (102 amino acids)
Source: RefSeq, a predicted model, not a curated record